AUGGUUCACAUCGACUCGAUUGAUGAGGUACAGAAUAAUGUUACUGAUGAAUGGUUUCAAUUUCAAAUUGCAGACCUCUUGGAAGUCCUUAAACAGUGGAAACUAAAAUACGGCAAAGUUUAUCGGUUGUGGAGUUUCAACACAUGUAUAUUAGUUGUACAAGAUGCAGAAUAUAUUGAGAGCAUUCUAAGUAGUCCACGUCUCCUUCAGAAAGCAUUUUUCUAUGAUCAAUUAUCAGUAUGGCUGGGUGAUGGUUUGCUAUUGAGUAAGGGAACCAAAUGGCAAAAACGUCGUAAGAUUUUUAUACCCACAUUUAAUAUUAAAAUUCUCGAACAGUUUGUGAAAAUCUUUGACCAACAGUCACAAGUUAUGGUGGAUAAUCUGCGAGAUAGAGCCAAUGGUGAAACUACUAUUGAUAUAGUGAAUGUGGCAUGUUCAACGUCUUUGAAUAUUUUACUUGAAACUGCUAUGGGUGUCAAAAUUUCUGCCCAGAGUGCUGAUGGAAUAGCGUAUAUAAAGGCUUUAAAGAGUUUAACACAUAUUGUAGGAGCUCGCUUUUUAAAACCGCUACAGUAUUUGGAUUUCACUUUUAAGCUACUGUCAUUUAAAGCGUAUCGUACACUUCAAAAAAAUGUUCAAAUAUUACAUGGGUUUACCGAAAAAGUUAUCAAUGAAAGACGAAAUGAAUUGAUGAAAUCUAUUGCAGAUGGAAAUGAAAACGAGCGUGACAUCAGGAAACGCAUGACAUUUUUAGACGUUCUCCUGCAAGCGACCAUCGAUGGACAACCGCUAACGAAUGAAGAUAUACGAGAAGAAGUAGAUACAUUUACAUUAGGAGGUCAUGAUACGAUCACUUAUGCCACAUCAUUCACUUUAUAUCUAAUAUCUCGUCAUCCGGAAGUUCAACAAAAAGCUUUUGAUGAAGUUUUAAAAGUCAUUGGCCCCGACAAAAAUAAGCCCGUGAGUAUGAGGGAACUGCAAGAGCUCAAGUAUUUGGAAUGUGUUAUUAAGGAAUCAUUACGCUUAUAUCCUCCGGGACCAGCUAUAGGCAGAAUAACAGUGGAAGAUCAUAAAAUGGGUGAUAAAAUUAUACCCUCCAAUACCAACAUUGUAUUACUGACUUAUGCCGUAGGUCGCGACCCUGACUACUUUUCCAGACCCAAUGAUUUUCUACCCGAACGCUUUGCUUCUGUUAAUGGUGAGAAAAUUAAUCCAUAUACCUUUCUUCCAUUUAGUGCUGGUCCUCGUAAUUGUAUGGGACAAAAAUUUGCAAUGUUGGAAAUGAAAUCCAUUGUCAGUUGUAUAUUGCGGCAUUAUGAGCUUUUGCCUUUGGGACCUGAUGUGGUCAGAAUAAUAAGUAUGGUUAUGAAUUCGGCAACAGGUAUAAACAUAGGUUUAAAGCUUCGGGAAUCUUAA
Messenger RNA from Calliphora vicina (urban bluebottle blowfly), 1416 nucleotides. Its product is annotated as probable cytochrome P450 4d14. The record is from RefSeq and is a predicted model, not a curated record. NCBI's taxonomy places the organism in Eukaryota, Metazoa, Arthropoda, Insecta, Diptera, Calliphoridae. The coding region runs from base 1 to 1416 and encodes 471 amino acids. Gene Ontology annotation, molecular function: monooxygenase activity; oxidoreductase activity, acting on paired donors, with incorporation or reduction of molecular oxygen; iron ion binding. The transcript has 5 exons.